Ochotona princeps (American pika) is the source of this 934-nucleotide messenger RNA. RefSeq names its product centrosomal protein of 128 kDa-like. Bases 1 to 843 code for a protein of 280 amino acids. Lineage: Eukaryota; Metazoa; Chordata; Mammalia; Lagomorpha; Ochotonidae. The record is from RefSeq and is a predicted model, not a curated record. The transcript has 8 exons.
AUGGCAGAAUCAUCCAGUGAUUCAAACCGCUUCUUCUGUUGUGACCGACUGAGUAGAUGGGCUGCCAGGUCAACUCACAAGGAAGUUCGAGGUCAUCCUGCGGUAGACGUCACUGAGAAGGUCUACAGCAUAACAAGCACGUUACAGGAUACCAGUUGGAACCUGCGACAAGUAGACCAGAUGCUUGGACGAUACCGAGAAUAUAGUAACGGACAGCUAAAAGAAAGCUUGGAACAUUCAAUAGGUCAACUACGAAGUCAACGUUUAUUGAGAAACUCAGGAGGGAGAAGUUUCUCUGUUCCGAGUCUGAGUGCCAGUGAGUCCGAUGACAACGCUCUGACAGAGAGCCAUCACGUUCCACCUACCUCACCUCUCAAGGACUAUGGGGACUCCCAGGGCAUUAGACGAAUUAGAUCUCAAACCGGCGUCCGGUGUGUUCAGGAGCCUGGAAACAUGGCCCAGCUUCACGCUUUCCAUCAGUCCCUCCGAGAUCUCAGCAGUGAACAGGCUCGCCUUGGAGAAGAUUUCAACAGGGAACUCUCCAGAAGAAGCCGAUCAGAUGCUGAAACAAAAAGAGUUUUGGAAGAAUUGGCUGAAAAACUUAAUGAAGCCCAGAAACAAGAAGUGGUUUCCGAUCGGGUGGAGCGAAGGCUUCAGGAAAUUGAAAGAGAGAUGCGUACAGAAAGAGAGCUGGUGGAAAGACGUCAAGAUCAGCUGGGUCUUAUGUCCUUGCAGCUACAGGAGGCACUGAAGAAGCAAGACGUUAAAGCAGAUAAGAAUGAAGACAUAAUCAAAAAUAAGCUAAGACAAACUGAAAAUGAGAAGAAUCAAGUAAGAUUUUGAAAGUUUUCUGCCAAAGGACAGUGUGGGGCAAGUGAUAUUUGUUGAGUGGCUUGAAAACUGUGAGACUUGUCCAACAAGGCAGAUCUUUGGG